ACAUAAUAUUAAAUGUUUUACAGAUGGCUGGUACAACAGUAUUUCUACUUCUGCUAGUCUUCGCAGUCCUUGCAACCGCCAAGGAUUAUGUCCUGGAGGACUUGAUUGCUGAGGAGAGCGGGACAAACAACAGGAGAGUCAUCCACAACAUUGGAGAUGAUUUGGACCAGUCAAAAGCCAAGAAAGUUGUCCAGCAAAGCAGAGUAGAAGAUACGAUCCGAACAGUCCAAGAGCCUCUCACAGGUCCGGGGUACAAACAGGAACCUAAUCAAAGUGCUGCUGUCAAGGAUAAGGGUGGGGGAAGAAAAGAAGAAGAUGAUGAAGACAAAAAGACACUGUCACAACAAGUACAAGAAGGAAGAUACAGCUUACUGCAAGAAGAUAUUUUUGCCAAAAUACCAAAGAGGCCGGGGAUAAUAAGCUAUGAAGUAAAUCCUGAAGUUCCAAAGGACAAUGUUAACAACCUUGGUGGCUUAAAACCGGAGGAAAUAUGGUUAGCUGAAAAUCAUUUGCUGAUUUUGGCAGGGGGAAGUUUUGACAAUAAAGAAUCCAAUCAACCCAUUUGGCCUCCAAUUGAUAAUUACAUUGCACCACAACGACAAGUGAAAAUUCCACCGAAUCCCAAAGUGCCACCACCGUUUCCAGUGCAACUUAAACCAGGUGGUCCUAUUGAAUUCAUAAAGAAUGAAAAUGGUACUGGUGGUCCUCCUCCUUUUCUCCCUCCUUUCUUUCCUUUAUCUGAGAAUGCUUCGUUUCCAUUCCCAUCUUCAGAUAAUGGUCCGGGAAACUUAACACCGGGGAACGGACCUUACCUUCCACCUCCGUUCCCCUUUUCCCCACCACUGAACGGAUCUUUCUUCCUUCCACCACCGAGGGGAUUCCUACCACCAAUUCCACCAGGAGCAGCUUUUCUUCCUCCACCAGGAAACCUUACCGAUCAAUUCGACGAAGACGACCCAUCUCUCUAUUAUCCUCCACCUUACGACUUCUACUACCCAAAAGACAACAGUUCUUUAGUGCCGCCCGGACCUUUAGUUCCCGGUAUCGUCCUGCCUCCGCCGCCGGACUUCUUCGCACCAUACAAAAACACAACAGCGUCUAAAGCCAGGAGACCACAGACAAGACCGCCUUUCAAGAGCAAACCGACAACAAGAAAACCUACUAAGCACAAAAAUGUUCAUAUCAUUACUAGUACGGAAGAUCCUUAUAAUGGAGUCAAGAUAAAACCAAGUAUUGGAAAAGUGAACAUACUUACAACACCUCCACCAUUAGUUCGUACAACUUUCACUCCACCACCUGUGACUACCAAUAUCUAUACAAGACCACCAUCUGUCAAAACUACAACUGACAGCUCACUCAAUGAAAUUACAAGACCAACAAUUGUGCAUGCAUUGCCUCCAAAUGCUGUAGUAAAGGGUUGGGUGCCUAUUCCGGCACCACAUCCUUACUAUAUUACAAGUGCCAGAAAACCAUUGAGAAAAGGGACCACCACAACAAUACCACCCGAUUAUAACUCCAUCACACCACCAGAAGACCAAGGAUACGUAUACAACGCUCCUGAUUAUGAACUGUCAAUCAAUAGUUGGCUAUACCCAAACAAAUCAAAAACGUAUGAUCAAGAGCAGCAAUACUUCAAAACCAUCACUCAACCUCCAAAACAAGAUUUUUAUUAUGACGAUUUUUACUCUGACAAAGGUCAGUUCUAUACUUCUACAGAAUCUCCUAUCGGUUAUGAUGACCAAACAAAAUUAAAAUCACUAUUUUACCCGACCAGAUCACCACCUACAACAAUAGUGCCACCUCGCUUGUAUGGCUCAAACGUAGGCAACCGAGGAAAAUCGUUGAAGACAUAUUACUUCUACGAGGAACCACAUAUUUCAGAAGGCCAACUGACUGAUGCAGAAAAUAUACCUCAACAAUACAGAGGUGGAAACUCCCACACCAUAACAGAGGAGGUUUACAUCAACACAGCUGCUAAACAGUCCGUUCAAGGUCGUUUCAAACCCUCUCCCCUGGACUACUUUUAUCCUCAAGACUACAGCAACACCGGUGCACAGCAGACCACAACAGAAUCCCCACUGCAGUAUUACUACGUACCUGAACACACAAAGGAUUUCGAUAGCUACCCUUACCCUCCAUCUGUAGGGAGCACACCUAAACCGAGAACAUCCACCAAACCUCCCGUCUACGAAUACAGUUUUUCAAUUCCUGGAUACGGUUCAUUAGACUCUCCGAAGGUAGGAAUUGCAAAACCCGAAGAAUACCCUGCAAAGUUUGAUUAUCAGACAACGGCUAAGCCGUACAACGAACAACUGUACACGACUUCCACUCCGACUACAACUGCAUCACCUGUCUACAGGAACCAACUCCGUGGCGAGAGCCAAUAUUAUACCACACAGAGACCUUCAAUCCAGUACUACACUACACAGAAACCACAAGUUGAACAAGCCAUACAAACGGAGAAUCCUUAUCACGCUUUCUUCACCCAUCACGAUGCCGGCCUUAUAGAUGACAUAACAAAAAAAUAUUUUACAACUUUCGGGCAGAAACUGAACAAAGAUUCAAUAAGAGGAGAAGCUUUGACCACACCAUUACCACCGGUAGCCAAUGAUCCCGUACAACCGUAUUACACACAGACUUCUCCGAGACCACAGUACUACGAGAACGACAGACCCAGACCGCAGUAUCAACAUUCUCCUCCACUGGCUGUGUCUGGAUUUUACACAACAGCUCCUCCACCCCAGAACUAUCCCCAGAGAGUCAAGUACUCUCGUCCAGUAUACAGUCAAUACUAUGAUCAGCGAUCACAGUCCUCCAUCGUGUCAACACAAAAACCGAUCUCACUCAGCUCAGACAUCUUGGUUAACUUCAAGGAACCUCUUCCUCCAAUAAAUCCGGACGCCGAAUUCAUCGAUACCUCCAAUCCCAGUCUGUCCAAGCCUGAACAGUCAUUCAUCUCCUAUCGGCUGCCAGGUAACGGCGGAGGCCACUUCUUCUUCCUGACACCUCAAGUGGCCCAGCAGAGCCAGCAGUACUCUGACUACGUGUACGACGCCGAGCGCACUGGGACCUACUACAAGCGCAACGUACGGCGGCCCCAAAACCAGCGGAAACGACCCGCCGUAUCACGCACGUCAUGAGACUGAACUA
Messenger RNA from Homalodisca vitripennis (glassy-winged sharpshooter), 3150 nucleotides. Its product is annotated as extensin-2-like. Lineage: Eukaryota; Metazoa; Arthropoda; Insecta; Hemiptera; Cicadellidae. The record is from RefSeq and is a predicted model, not a curated record. Bases 24 to 3140 code for a protein of 1038 amino acids. The transcript has 2 exons.